Rhodamnia argentea is the source of this 751-nucleotide messenger RNA. RefSeq names its product 54S ribosomal protein L19, mitochondrial. Gene Ontology annotation, cellular component: ribosome; large ribosomal subunit. Gene Ontology annotation, molecular function: structural constituent of ribosome; large ribosomal subunit rRNA binding. Gene Ontology annotation, biological process: translation. The record is from RefSeq and is a predicted model, not a curated record. Lineage: Eukaryota; Viridiplantae; Streptophyta; Magnoliopsida; Myrtales; Myrtaceae. Bases 60 to 527 code for a protein of 155 amino acids. The transcript has a single exon.
UCUCUCAUCUCUCUCUCUCACUCUCUCUCCGCACUCGCUCAUCCUCGUCCGCCACCAACAUGUCGACCUUGAAGGAGAUCUUGACUCGCCGCCCGGUGGCGGCGACGAUCAGGCUCACCGUCCCCGCCGGCGAAGCUCGGCCGAUGCCGCCGGUGGGCCCAGCGCUCGGCCAGUACAGGCUGAACCUGAUGGCGUUCUGCAAGGACUUCAACGCCCGGACGCAGAAGUACAAGAAGGACACGCCCAUGUCCGUCACGGUCACCGCCUUCAAGGACAACACCUUCGAGUUCACCGUCAAGUCGCCGAGCGUCACGUGGUACCUGAAGAAGGCCGCCGGGAUCGAGUCCGGCAGCGGCCGGCCCGGCCACGCGGUCGCGUCCACGAUCGGGUUGAAGCACGUCUACGAGAUCGCCAAGGUGAAGCAGUCGGAUCCGUACUGCCAGUACAUGUCCCUGGAGUCGAUAUGUAAGUCCAUCAUCGGGACUGCUAAUUCGAUGGGGAUUCAGGUUGUGAAGGAGUUGGAGUGAGGCGAUUUCGCAGAUGGGUUGGCGUAAUUACCUUCCCCGUGGUUGCGUUUCUUCUGGAAUUCGUUGGUUCAGGUGAAUGCCCGACAAUCGAGGAGAUAGAGAAAUGCGAGCCUCUGUUCGAUGCAAUUCCUGUUUGACGAAUUGGGAAGAUUCUAUUACAUGUUGUCUUCUCUUGAUUCCGAGAUGUCUUGUCGUUCAGAAGAAUAAAGUCUGAUGUUUAACUU